UUGGAGCCGCCGCGGCUCCACUGCACUUCCCUCAUCGGGGAGAAAAAACAUGCUUGCAAUGAACUCUAACAUCGAGGAUGCUGUGAAAUCACUGGCUGUCGCGUUUUGGAUUGCGUAUGGCGUCUUUUCCGGACAUGUCAGUGGUCAGGAGGGUGAUGGCUGCGGACACACACAGUUUGGGACGGACUCCGGCACCUUGGCCUCGCGGAACUUCCCCGGCACAUACCCGAGCAACAGCUGGUGCCGCUGGAAGCUUCGUGUGCCAGAAGGUCGGACGCUGCUGCUGCUUUUUGGAGACUUCGACAUCGAGAGCAGCGCGGCGUGCAGCAACGGCUCGCUCUCGAUCACCGACAACAACGGGGAGGUCCGCCUUGGUCCCGUGUGCGGGAAACUGAUGCAGAAGAACCUAUCGCUCCCGAGCAACGAGGCGACGGUGGCCUUCAGCUCGGGUCAGCACCGCUCCGGUCGAGGGUUCCUCCUGUCCUACACCACAGACCAGCAUCCAGAUCUCAUCUCGUGCCUGCAGCGAGGCUCUCAUUUCACUGCCCCGAGAAUAAGUGUUUACUGCCCUGCUGGCUGUCAGAACAUCAGCGGGGACGUCUGGGGAAGUUCAGAGCAGGGCUACAGAGACACGUCCGUCCUGUGCAAGUCUGCUGUUCACGCUGGAUCUACCUCCGACGCCCUGGGAGGACCCGUCACUCUGUCUCGGGAGAAAAGUCUCAGAUUCUAUGAAUCUACGUACGCAAAUGGGAUCCAGUCGAAAGUGAAGUCGCUAUCGGAGAAGAAGCUGGUCUUCCAUCAAGAGUGCAACGCCAUCCUGAGAAUAUUCACCUCCAACGCUUCGUCGUCGUGGCAACCGACCAGCUGGUCCCUGGGGAACAUGGACGAGGCUCGUGAGUCGGUUCAGUGGACAUCCGCAGGUGAUGACUCCCGACCCUGGGUGGAGCUGGGGCUGACCGACCGCAGCUCCGUCACUGGAGUGAUAACCACAGGGUCGGAGGAGCUCUUCCUCCUGUCCUACUCUCUCCAGUUCAGCAAGGACAGAAGGAACUGGAAGGUCUACAGAGGAGCUCUGAGCAAAGACACAAAGGUGUUCCCGGCUCACACCGAAGGUCACCUCCGAGUUCGCAACAACCUCCUCCCUCCUGUGGUGGCUCGCUUCAUUCGCCUGCAGCCGCUCACCUGGCGAGGUCAAGCGUCAGCUCAGAUCCAAGUCCUCGGCUGUCCCAUCGCCAAAGUCACGUCGAAGACCCGCUCAGCUGAAGACUCUCCACCCGUCAGAUUCGGGUUUGACACCGCUCACCCCAGCAGCUCCCCGCCCCCCACCACGGAGAGUCCCAUCCUCGUGGAGACCAGAUCCCGGUCCGGGCAGCCGGUCAUGCUGGCGGUGGGCGUGGUCUUGGGUCUGAUCAUGUGCGGGACGUGCUUGCUGGCAGGAGUCUGGUGGAAGCGCCGGAAAAAAGAGGCUCAGAUCAAAUAUUCUCUGCCGACAAGUUGCCAGAGUUUCCAGGUGAAGAGCCUCCCGUGUCCUCCAGAGCUCAUCUCGUACCCUCUGGAGCGAAACAUCCACGACUCGCUCCCCGCCCCUCCUCUCAACGACUACGCUGAGCCGGCUCUUGGGCAGAAACUGGGCUCGACGUUCAGACCCUCCUCAGAGGAAGCCUACACCGUCCCGUACGCCUUCAACCACUACGACACUCCCAGCACUGUGCCGGAGUACGCCGAGCCUCUUCCUGCCGAGCCCGAGUAUGCCACCCCAUUCAGCGAGCCGGACUCGGCGCCGCCCGCAGGCCUCCUCCACACCAGCACCAGUCAGCUUCCAGCGCAGGGCUGCGGCCACGCCGACUAUGACUGCCCCUCCCACAGGAUGCUGUCCAACGGCUACUGCACUCCCGCAAUCCACGCUCACAACACCCGACCUGACAGUGUGGUCUAUGCUGAGCCCAAGUCAUGUGACGCUGUGACGCAGAAGCAUCUGUGAAGGCUGGAGCUCACUGGCCUCCAGCAACCAAGACACUUGUUCAGUGAAGUGGCAGCUGUUGGAGACUCUGUUGAAAACAGACGUGUGGCUGGGUGGAAGUGAAACGACAUCGUUUAUACAGACGUGGGUCUGGAAAUAUCCCUUUAAUCACAUGUUGCACUUUGAUAUUCAUUUUGUUAAAUAAUUUCAAAAAUGAAAGCGUUGUUACGAUUUAUUUCACCGCUAGGGGGAGACGUUGAAAAGUCUAUUUAAAAAAAAAACCCUGCCGUUUUUGACCCGAAACUAUAAAAAAAAACGGGAACGAUGAAAGUUUCACACGAUAUUUUAAAUUUGAAAGGCACCUGUCACGUGACAAGAUGGAAGAAUGUGAGGCAAGUUGGGGCGUUGUCGGCUCAUUUAACUGCAUGCGCGGCAUCAGCUGCUGGAGACUGACGUCGCUUCUCUGAACGGUGAAAAAAGGGUUUUAAAAAGUUGCAUAUUCCUCACCUCAAGAAACAAGAGUUUAUUUUCUGAUGGCACACAAACCUUUUUCUUCAUACACAAUGUACA
Molecule: messenger RNA, 2530 nt
Organism: Synchiropus splendidus (mandarinfish)
Lineage: Eukaryota; Metazoa; Chordata; Actinopteri; Syngnathiformes; Callionymidae
Product: discoidin, CUB and LCCL domain-containing protein 1
Exons: 15
Coding region: 50-1981 (643 amino acids)
Source: RefSeq, a predicted model, not a curated record